Molecule: messenger RNA, 1581 nt
Organism: Suillus subaureus
Lineage: Eukaryota; Fungi; Basidiomycota; Agaricomycetes; Boletales; Suillaceae
Product: sure-like protein
Exons: 8
Coding region: 231-1247 (338 amino acids)
Cellular component (GO): P-body
Molecular function (GO): hydrolase activity
Source: RefSeq, a predicted model, not a curated record
UAGCCUCGAUUAAAGGUGUUGCCUGAUAUCGCUGUGGGCAACGUCGAAGAAGGGCUAGCGAGAGCAGAAGCGAAAACGAAGGCACAGAAAAAGUUUCGUGGUUCAAGAUGGGGGACGGUUUUUAAUUAUGGGAAUCGAUGAUCUUACACACAGGCGCUCGUCACUAUCGCCGUCGCUGGUGACAACAAGGGUCAUUUCAUUAUCAUUCCUGAUAUACUACUACAUAGCUCAUGUCUCCCAGAGUUCUACUCGUCAAUGAUGACGGCCCCCCAGGUCCCCAAUCUCCAUACAUAUAUGGGCUUUAUCGUCAUCUCACCACAAAUCUCAGGUGGGAUGUAAAAGUAGUCGUGCCAAGCUCCCAGAAAUCGUGGAUCGGGAAAGCGUUUCACAUUAAGGAAAUCACGAAAGGAAAGUAUUACUACCCGACGGAACCCGACGGGAUGGGAGAGGUGUCAUCAGCUUCGCGUCCUUUAAAUGAGGGUGAAGUUGCCGAGUGGGUACUGCUGGACGGUACCCCCGCAACCUGCACCAAUAUCGCACUUCAUAACCUAUAUCCCGGAAAAAUCGACCUUGUGAUCUCGGGGCCAAACCUUGGCAGAAAUUCCUCUGCCGCUUUCGCCAUGUCGUCUGGAACCAUCGGUGCUGCAAUGUCGUCGGCGCUAUCUCAGAUCCGUUCCAUUGCAAUUUCAUACGGCACUGUUCUCCAUCCCACCCCAAACGAACUUUUUGAACCCGCAGAUAUCCUCUCUGGGCGGAUCAUUCAGUACCUAUGGGAUAAUUGGGGUAAAGACGCUGAUGGAAUACGCAACGGAGAAAUCGACAUGUACAACGUGAAUGUUCCCAUGAUAAUGGAACUUCUUAAUCCCGAGGGCAUAGAUGUCCAUUGGACGCACAUGUGGCGUAACUCAUACGGGCGACUUUUUAAAGCAGUAUCAGCUCGUGACGCUACGAGCACAACGAGAGACGUCCCCGAAAAGGCCCCGGACGUGGCGGGACAGUAUCUCACACAAGAAAGCGAACCUGGAGGCGAUGUAUCCAAAGAUGAACCUGCAAUGCUAGUGUUCAAAUUCUCCCCUGAUUUCCAACCCCUCAUUACACCUUCGGUCGGUUCUCUCCCAGUUGGCUCGGAUGGUUGGGCCAUCGCUAAAGGCCACGCGAGCAUUACUCCGCUACGGGCAUGUUUUGCACAUGUAGAUCAUGACCCUGCGGCAAUAGGGACAGAAUCUCUGAGGAUCUUGAAACUUUAGAGUACUCCAAUUCUUUGAUAUCAUUUAUAUCAUCAAUGCAAGCGAGUCAUGAGGAGAACUUUAGGGGUGCAAGGUCUAUCAACAGGUCCCCGUGUCACUGGCCUCUGAUCGUCCACAAUAGCUCGUCUAAUAGUUUGUUACGUCUCUGCUUGGACAGCCAGCAUCUUAAAGCAAGACAUGCACGAUGUGUAAGAAUACUACUGUAGAGAUAAUCCAACCAGUCAUCAAGUUCAUGAUUGGAUGUGUUCGGAUUGUGCUCGACGUGCCGCCGUUUUCUAUCCAAGCCUGUUUGUAGACACUGAGCGAGUUGAUGAUCCAAGAGGCAUUCUAUGGG